This is a messenger RNA of Hemibagrus wyckioides, 5983 nucleotides long. It is a transcript of the gene fnbp1b, whose product is annotated as formin-binding protein 1. The transcript has 19 exons. Gene Ontology annotation, molecular function: protein binding. The record is from RefSeq and is a predicted model, not a curated record. Gene Ontology annotation, biological process: signal transduction. Lineage: Eukaryota; Metazoa; Chordata; Actinopteri; Siluriformes; Bagridae. The coding region runs from base 145 to 2154 and encodes 669 amino acids.
AACUGAACCUUAUUACAGUGUGUGUACUUUUUCUGUGUGCAUUAUGAAGGCCAUUUUUUUGUGUGUGUGAGAUGAUAGCGAGAAAAAGUAAGUGAGGUAGUGUAAGUGUGCGAGAAGGAAGUGGAACUGAAUUCAGCCUUGGAGAUGGUAGAGGAGAAGAUGGGUGGAUGCUGGAGUCAUACCAAGGAUCAGUUUGAUAACUUGGAGAAGCACACUCAGUGGGGUAUAGAUUUUGUGGAGCGCUACACCAAAUUUGUCAAAGAGCGGGCUGAGAUCGAACUGAAUUAUGCAAAGCAGAUCAGAAAUUUGUCUAAGAAGUACCAACCCAAGAAGAAUGCCAGAGAAGAAGAAGAGGGCAAAUACACAUGGUGUCGUGCAUUUCUGGCAUCUCUGAACGAGCUGAAUGACUAUGCCGGCCAGCAUGAGCUCGUUGCAGAGAACAUGUCAUCACAAAUCAUCACUGAGCUCUCGCGAUACUCACAGGACCUCAAAACAGAGAGAAAAUCGCAUUUCCACGAUGGACGGAAAGCUCAACAGCAAAUUGAGAACAGCUGGAAACAACUGGAACAGUGUAAACGGAAUUUUGAGAGAGCUUGUAAAGAGGCAGAUCGAGCACAGCAGUACUUUGAGAAAAUGGAUGCUGACAUCAAUGUGACAAAAGCAGACGUUGAGAAGGCCAGACAGCAGGCCCAGUUUAGACACCAGUUGGCAGCCGACAGUAAGAAUGAAUACUCCAACUACCUGCAGAAAUUUAACCAGGAACAGACUGAACAUUACCACACGCUCAUCCCCAAUAUUUUUCAGAAAAUCCAGGACAUGGAGGAGAGGAGGAUUGAUCGAGUGGGCGAGUCCAUGAAGACCUUUGCUGAGCUGGAUAGACAGAUUUUGCCCAUCGUAGGGAAAUGCCUCGAUGGCAUAACUAAAGCAGCUGAGAGCAUCGAGGCCAAGACUGACUCAAAACAGGUGGUGGAGUCAUAUAAGUCAGGGUUUGAGCCACCUGGAGAUGUGGAGUUUGAAGACUACGGACAGGCAAUGAAGAGGACUGUAUCGGAGACCAGCCUGACCAACUCACGUCCCGAUGUUAAGACAGAAAAGCCCGGCAAAAGCAAGAGCAAACUCUGGCCAUUCAAGAAGAACAAGCUUAUGUCCCUAUUAACAUCCCCUGACCCACGCCAACCCCCUCCAGAACCCCCCUCACCUUCUACUGUGACCCUUGACCCCUGCCCCGCCCCUCAGAGCCCCAAACCACCUAAGGAGGCCCUCUCGCACCGCUUCAAUGACAUCAUCACUUCCAAGCCCAAAAUUCACUGCCUUCGGAGCCUGCGUCGUGGGUCUCCACAGUCCCUUCACUAUGAUAAAGAGCUGAUGAAGAGGACUCUUGGCCGGCCUACUUAUGCUUUUGAGGCCAGGCAAUAUGUCCUCUCUCUCAAGCUGAUCUCGCUCAAUGCCCACGUGCGGAACCUUAUUGAGGGUGCGAAUCCAGAGGAUUUCAGCCACUUGCCGCCAGAACAGAGGAGAAAGAAACUACAAGCGAAGAUCGACGACAUUAAUAAAGACAUACAGAAGGAGCUGGACCAAAAAGAUGCAUUGACAAAAAUGAAGGAUGUGUAUGUGAAGAAUCCCCAAAUGGGGGAUCCGAGCAGCGUUGAUCCACGACUUGCAGAGAUUGGUCAUCACGUUGAUAAACUUCAGGCUGAGCUUCAGAAGUUUGAGGGCUGGCUGGCAGAAGUGGAGGGCAGAAUGCCAGUAAGAACUGAAUCGACUCAGAGACAAAGUAUUGUGUAUGAAAGUCAAAUUAGUUCAACAAUGGCCAACAACAACUGUGCUCAGGACCGUGAAAGCAGUCCAGAUGGUAGUUACACUGAGGAACAGAGCUCUGAAGUCCAGACAAAGGCUCAGACUGAUCCAGAGUUUGACGAGUUUGAUGAUGCUGAGGAAGAAAUACUGCCUACCAUCGGUACCUGCAAAGCACUCUACCCAUUUGAAGGAAAUAAUGAAGGCACUCUCGCAUUAGCAGAAGGAGAGGUGCUCUUUGUGAUUGAGGAAGAUAAAGGAGACGGCUGGACACGUGUCCGGAGGAAUGAGGAAGAGGAGGGCUACGUUCCCUCAUCCUAUAUCGAGGUCUUCCUCGACUCCAAUGCCAAAGAUUCCUAACCAAGAGAAGAAGGCACAUGGCAAGUGACUGCGUAUACAGGAAAACACCACUCUACCAAAAAGGAGUUAGUGAAAUGAUGAUGAUGAUGAUGAUGAUGAUGAUGAUGAUGGACAAAUGAAGUUGGAAGAAAACCAUGCACAGGGGGCUGAGGAGCCUCUUCUGCAGACAGUAACGAUCUGAAUGCCCAUACAACCAAUAAGAGAUACAAAUAAUCUGACCCUUAAUGCGGCUACAUGUAAAAAUAUUGCUUAUUUGCUAUGCAGCUUACUGGCACUGUAAUUGCAAUUCAAUUCAACUUGACCUUGCAUUUAUUUACAUCUAUUGAGAUGGAGCUAGAUAGCAUAUACUAUACAUGAGCACAGAUACAACAUUAGGUCGGAUAACAUAAGUCUUGUCCAGUCAAUCUGUAUGACAUCUAAAUAUGUUUCCCAGGUCUUUCAUUUCAAUCUUGUUCAACAUGUGACCGGUUUACCUUCAAACUUUUUUUUUUUUUCCAAAUAUCACACAGUUAAUGAGAGAGUUUAUGUCUGAAGGAUCGGACAAAGAUGCCUAUACUAUAUAUAUUCUAUACGCAUUUUGAGUCUUUGUGUUUUUUACAAUCAGUCCCUUUUGGGAAACAUCAUACUGGCUCAUUUGCACCAACAGAUUUAAUUUUGUGUUUCUUUUUUAGAGUAUUUUUAUAACAAGCAAACUGUAUUAUGUUGCUUAGCCAGUGUGUAGCUAUUAGGGGUUGCAUAGAUUAAAAUAAAAUAAAAAAUAAAAAAAGCAGGCUGAAUGUUCUUUGUUAUCUAAAAAAAAAAAUGAAGACUAGACAAAGCCAAUUCUACAGUCAGCUUACCCAUUGUGUAAGAGUAUGCUUUAAUAAAUCAUUAUUAUUUUCACAUCACUUUUAUGUACCCACUCACAAUUAUUUUUGUUGUCCUUUAAAAAAUAAAUAAUAUCCUAGCUAUUUGGGAUAGUGAAUAGCACUGUAUGAAAGAGUGAAAUCAGUGCCAUGGAUUACACAUCACUAUCAGAUCCCUCUAGACUAGAUUAAGUCUGUCAGAGCAUGCCAACAGACAGAGGCACACUUGUGUUUGGAUGCUAUUGAGGCCUUUAUUGAACUUGGCUGUUGAACACCCAGGUCAUUAUUAGCCUUGAAAAAUCUUUCUGAUGCUACUGUAGCUGUAGCAUCCUCCAUUCUGCUAUAAAGAACUCUCUGUUGAAGAAAAUGAGCUUCUGUGCUGUGUGCCCUGAGUUCCAGAAACAAAUGUUUAUAUACAAGUGCAUUUUAUGAAUUCUUACAUCCUUAAAAUAGUAUAUGAUAUGCAUAUUUUUUGCACAUUUAUUGCACUGAUUUAUUUAUUUUUAGUCUUUAACAGUGUAACUUAAAAAUUGGAAAUGUAAUUCCUAGCCUGUGUUUAUCAGUUAUUUGAAAUGCAGUUUGUCAGUUCCUCGCCAUUUAACUGUACUAUUAUUAAAGGCUGUAAUGAUAAGGUAAUGGUAAUGGUUAAGGUAAUGGUAAGGAAAUUACUACUCUACUAGCAAAAUGAAUGGCCUUGCAACCCCUAGUAGCUAUAAGCAAACACUGUGAAGUCACAUGGUUACAUGCACAGUUUGUAAGAGGUUAUUUUGCAAUCCCAUCCUGUGAAUUUAUUGAGCCUGUCUAAAAGGUCAGCCAUCUUAUGUUAUGUGGUUGCUUAUGUGGUGUUGACUUAGGAAUCAUUGUUGCCUUUUGAUCUGAAUCUGAUUAUAUGGUCAGACAGAGAGCAAGUUCCAGAUCAGGGCUAGACUGUGCUUUUCCACUGACACAGUGCUGUUACCAAAACUAACGCUGGCUUAGUUCACCAAUCAGCCUUCGAAUUUGAGAAAAUAUUCAGCUUUGAUACAGCAUACAAAAAAAUUGUGAGUGGAAUUUGUGCUUUAGACAUUCGUAGUUGUCACACUUUUAAAGCUUCAAAAUGUUUUGAACAGUGAUCCUUUUAAAGGAAUAGUUCAGCAAAACUUUAGUGUACACAAGGUCCCUCAUAUGUCAAACAUCAACAGCAUGGUGUCUGAACUCUGCUUUUUUGAUUUUGCACAGAUGCUGAGCUAAAAGAAGUUUUUGGCGGUUUAGAAUCAAGAAAAUGCUUAAAUUAUACACUCAUCUCAAACAGCUUUGACUAAUUCUUUUCAUGUGCUUUUUUUUUUUUGCUCCAUGCAAUUUUUAAUUGAUCUUUGCCAAUAAUUCUACUCACUUGGAGAGACCAACAAAUGCAGGAGUAGUGUUCCUAUGUACACUCAAGACCUUUCAACUGUAGGGCAUUCUAAACAGAGGUCUGGCAUUUCUCAACCCACUAUAAGCCAAAUAAUGACACAUGCCUUACAUAAGUGAUAAAUAGUAAGUUAACUUUGAACUUUAUCAUUUUUUUCUAUAUUUCUGUAAAGCUGCUUUGAGACCAUUGUUAAAAGUGCUAUACAAAAACAUUGAAUUGAAAUUAAUUGCAUGUUACUAUUUGAAAUAUGGCAGCAGAAUAAUUAGGGAUUUUUCACACCAUUGUAGGGCAAAAUCAGCCUUUUAAAGGGAAGGGUCCAUUGAAUAUGUGUAUUGGCAAUUCUUACACGCGAAAUUAGAACUUGUUAAGAGUGAGGGAUGCUGUUUAAGUUAUGCAAAUGGUAUUGCUGGGUCAAACAAUGUCUUUUAAGGCAAGGGAAUGCAUGUAGUUUGCAUGAUGAUAAGCAGAUUUCUGUCUGUGAUUACCUACAUUACCAAUGUAGCACCACUGCAUUCCAUUUGAAAGAAAACACUGUUGAAAACAUUUUGGCUGAACUGUUCCUUAAUGACAUGUUGGCUGCCCAGACCCUUGUGAGCAUCAGAGGGUGUUUUGUCAGUGGAAAAGUACAUCUAUGCACAGCUCUAGCAGGAAAUAUGAUUGUUCUUAGAGAAUAAAAAUAAAUGAAGGUUUAAACCAUGUAAAUUCUUCAGCAGAACCUGCUAGACCUCUCUUAUCAUGGAUGAAACACACCUCCUGUGUGUCCAUGGCUUUAUUCUGUGGUAUAUGUGAUUUCCUUUCUUAGGCUUAAUGUCUGUGGUUUAGAAGAGAAAAUACAUUUGUACUUUUUUAACAUUAUUUUUGUUUCGUAGAGAAAAAGAUGAAUCAGUUUAAUAUUGUUUUAGUUUCAGGAAGUUCCUUUGACUACUCACGCUGGCACAUAAUUGAUUUUCACUGUUUGAUUUUUAACUUUCUUACCUUCUCAUGGAGAAUUAUUAUUAUUAUUAUUAUUAUUAUUAUUAUUAUUAUUAUUAUUGUUAUUAUUAUUAUUUUUAUUAUUAUUAUUAUUAUUAUUAUUAUUAUUAUUAUUAUUAUUAUUAUUGUUAUUUUUAUUAUUAUUAUUAUAGCUGUUUUAGCUUCAACAGAUUAAAGUAGUUUUUUUGUUUUCAUCCCUUUGUAAAACAGAACAUACCUGUUAAUAAAUUCUCACUUCAAUGUCAUCACAAGAUAAAUAUCUCAUACGAACUGACCUACAAUUCCGAUAUAAUGAGCUGUAAAUAUGAAGCAAGAAAAUAUUGAUGCUGCCUGAAAACUUCUCACUGUUCUGAAACAUGCAGUUUCCCUGCAGUUACACACAAACACACACACACACACACAUGCACACGCACACACACACACGCACACGCACACACACACACACACGCACACACACACACACACACACACACCCUUGCUGUGCUGUAAAGAGUGUCACACCAGCUCCAAAUCAGUAAAUAUGCAUAUAAAUCUAUAAAUAAGAAUGACUAUGGAAAUAAUAAAGAGGAAAAAAAAUCUAUUUUUAAGCUUUGAACUAAUAAUAAAAUGUUCUGAAAUUUUA